AUGUCAUCUUUAAAAGACAUAUGCAGUGGAUUACCCCUGGAACCUUUGCCCCCUAACCGGGGAAGAGACCCCAAUUUGCCACAUGCACCUAUCCGGACCCCCAACCUUACAGCAGAGGAAGAGCGGUUGGCACUGAGAAAUGCAUUACGUUAUUUCCCUCCCUCCCACCACGUAACACUUGCACCCGAAUUUGCUCAAGAGCUGCGGCAGUACGGGCACAUCUACAUGUACCGCUUCUGCCCCACAUUACGCAUGAGAGCUUACCCCAUAAAUCAGUACCCAUGCUGCACACGUCAAGCUGCCUCCAUAAUGCUAAUGAUCAUGAACAACCUGGACCCAGCAGUUGCUCAGUUCCCCCAGGAGCUCGUCACCUACGGAGGGAAUGGACAGGUGUUUAGUAACUGGGCCCAGUUUCGCCUGGUCAUGCAUUACCUAAGCGAGAUGACAGAGGAACAAACUCUGGUCAUGUACAGCGGUCAUCCCAUGGGCCUGUUCCCCAGCCUGCCUUCAUCACCUCGCGCCAUCAUCACCAACGGCAUGGUUGUUCCAAAUUACUCCUCCAGAAAUCAGUAUGAAAAGAUGUUUGCCCUUGGUGUGUCAAUGUACGGUCAAAUGACAGCAGGCAGCUACUGCUACAUUGGACCUCAAGGGAUUGUUCAUGGCACUUUGCUGACUGUGCUGAAUGCUGGCCGGAGGUACCUGGGCUCUGAUGACUUGAGGGGGCGCGUCUUUGUGACAUCUGGCCUGGGGGGCAUGAGUGGAGCUCAGGCAAAAGCUGCCGUCAUUGCCGGUUGUAUUGGCGUGAUAGCAGAGGUGGAUGAAGCUCCUCUUAGAAAGAGACAUGAGCAGGGCUGGCUGAUGGAGGUCACCAGCAGCAUGGAGCACUGCAUUAAACGCAUCAGAGAGGCUAAGACCUACAAGACUCCCCUCAGUAUGGGUUACCAUGGCAACAUUGUAGACUUGUGGGAGAGGCUGCUGUUGGAGUAUGAGAGGACAGGGGAGCUCCUGGUGGACUUGGGUUCAGACCAGACCUCCCUUCACAACCCAUAUAACGGAGGCUACUACCCAGUCCAGCUCAGCUUCCGCCAGGCGAUUCAGCUCAUGUCGACUGAUCCUAAAGGUUUCCAAACCACGGUCCAAGAAAGUCUCCGAAGACACGUUGAGGCCAUCAACAAGCUGUCUGAUGCUGGUAUGUUCUUCUGGGACUAUGGCAAUGCAUUUCUCCUGGAGGCCCAGAGAGCUGGAGCAAAGGUAGAAAAGGUUGGCGGUGGAGCAACAGAAUUUCGUUACCCUUCUUAUGUUCAGCACAUUAUGGGGGACAUUUUCUCUUUGGGUUUUGGCCCAUUUCGCUGGGUGUGCACAUCUGGCGACCCCAAAGAUCUUGCUGUAACGGACGAUAUCGCAGCUAAUGUCCUGGAGGAAAUUAGUGCCAACGUGAGUGAUCGCAUCAGACAGCAGUACAACGAUAACAUCCGCUGGAUCAGAGAGGCUGGAAAACACAAGAUGGUUGUGGGUUCCCAAGCCAGAAUCCUCUACUCUGACCAGAAAGGAAGAGUCUGCAUUGCUUUGGCUAUCAACCAGGCCAUCGCCGACGGAAGAGUUUCAGCUCCUGUGGUUAUUAGCAGAGACCAUCAUGACGUCAGUGGCACAGACAGCCCGUUCAGAGAAACCUCUAAUGUGUAUGAUGGCUCUGCCUUCUGUGCAGACAUGGCGGUCCAGAACUUUGUCGGUGAUGCAUUCAGGGGCGCCACAUGGGUAGCCCUGCACAACGGUGGUGGUGUCGGCUGGGGCGAGGUAAUGAAUGGAGGGUUUGGUUUGCUAUUGGAUGGCUCAGAGGAGACAGCAAAGCGUGCCAGACUGAUGCUCAACUGGGACGUCUCCAAUGGGGUGGCUCGUCGCUGCUGGUCUGGAAACUCAAAUGCCUAUGACACCAUCCAGCACACCAUGGAGGAGAACGGGCAGUUGCGUGUCACCAUGCCUUUUCCUGUACAGGAUGAGCGUGUGCUGGACUGUGCCCUGCAGGCCUAGCCAGCAUUUAAACACAGGUUAACAAUGAGCUACAUACAGCCACACAGCAAAGGAAACCUGAGUGGUGGUCACUCAGACCUUUUCCAGCUGUUGAAAUUAUACACUGCAGACGGUCAGUAAUGAAUCAGUGGCAAUAUUGUUACAUAAAUUGUUUGCCGUGACUACACGGAAUGCAAAGUAGGCUACAAUAUUGUGCUAGGCUGUUUUAAUAAUUGAAUCUGCAAGAAUAUAUUCUGUAUUGUUUUGUGCUGAAAAUUAAACUACAAAUGUGUAUCCAUAAUAAAGCCUAU
Molecule: messenger RNA, 2318 nt
Organism: Perca fluviatilis (European perch)
Lineage: Eukaryota; Metazoa; Chordata; Actinopteri; Perciformes; Percidae
Gene: uroc1
Product: urocanate hydratase 1
Exons: 19
Coding region: 1-2028 (675 amino acids)
Biological process (GO): L-histidine catabolic process
Molecular function (GO): urocanate hydratase activity
Source: RefSeq, a predicted model, not a curated record